UUGUCAUUGAUUCAAGUCCCUGAAGUCGUGAUUUCGUGAGAUUUCGUUGGAAUUUGUGAUUUGUGCUUAAGUGAGUUUGACGGACGCGUCUUGUGUGAGAGUCAAAAUAAAGUAUUGUGACAUUUUAUCAUGUGAGUGAUGAGUUGUACCGAAAAUGAAAAUGGACCUUUUGUGGUAUUCUUCCUACCAGCGAUUGUGGGCUGCCUGACCAUUUUAUUGGCUAGGCGCUGGGCUAAUUCACAAGUUAGCAACACAUCGUCCACAGCUGUUUCCAGACGACGAAAAAUUAUCAAAGAUCCGCUUGUAAAGCGGCCUUUGCCGCCGAUUGCCUGUAAAAUGGUCCCUCCAGGGACAAAGAAGGCUUCUGGAGUUGCUAGGAAGGGGACAGUACCUUUACUUGAAGAUGAUAUGAAUGGUGGUGGGAAACGAAUGUCUCGUGCGCCCCGAAUAUCAUCAGCAGUACCACCAUCAGGCAAUGUCGGAACAGAUACUAAGUUGAUGGAUGGUGUGCAACAACCAAAACAUAUACCAUUUCCAUAUAUCCCACAAGAUAGUGAACUCCUGUUUGAGAUUAUGAAUUUUGUCUUCACACUUGUGGCAGCAGGAUUACAGUUUCUUAACCUAUACAGGACAGCAUGGUGGUUACCACACUCAUACACUAAUCAAGCAAUGAAUUUUUAUUUGAUAGACCCUCAUUUGGUGGCAUUUAUAGUGACAAUAAUAAGUCGAAGGUUAUUCUUAAGCAUAGUAUUGGCAGUUUCGAGACAAUUUAUUACACCAAAGUUAAUGCCUCAUGUUACAAACUCUGCUAGAACAUUUGUACUGGGCGUCAUUUUAGGAUCUCUGUCAUGGUGUACAUAUUUCAUUGCACUUAAAUAUGUAUUCUUGGAGACUCUUUAUCUAUUUUAUCCAGUGGUGUUAUACUUCAUAUUGUUUGGCUUUGAGUUAAGUCCAUUUUUAGAGUUGAACAGUGGUAACCCACCAUUACACAGUUGCUCUCAUGAGCCACAACAUGCACGGAAUGAAGCUGAUACAUUGACCGCAGAUUUCAAUAUGAGAUUAAUUAAAAUACUGUUCAACUCUCUCAUAGAAGCGUACUAUACUAGUUUUAUACCUUGCUGUUUUGCUCAGCCGUUCCUGUACUACGACAUCUACGCGGCAAGUCAGCAGGUAGGCUUAGUGCUGUGCGCGCUGUGCGGCCGAUACUGCGCUCACCUGCUGAGCGCUGCGCACUGCGAUGUCUCGCACCGCGCAGCUCUGCAUCUCGGACGAUGGCGACUCGCCCCACUCCACGGAUCAGAGAGCAGCGUAGCGUGGUGCGGGUCGCGGUGGUGGGGGCGGGGGGCGCGCGUGCGUCACGCAGACGCGGAGUACGUGGCGGACGCGCCGCACGUCGCCGCGCACCCCGCAGACACGCACCACGCCAGGUUCUACGCAGUGUUCAUAAAUCCCUCAACAUUGCUGUGUCUGCUCGUAAGUCUACAGUUAACAUUAGUUGUUGUUCAAUUGUGUUUACUGUUCAGUUCUAUAGCGUGGCACAACUUUAUGGCGAUCAUUUUCUUACUUUUCAUCAAUUAUUACACAUUAUUCAAACUAUUAAGAGAUUAUCUUGUCUCAUGGAAGGUAUAUAAAGCUGAACAUAUGAUACAAGACAAAAAUGGUACAGUUUUAGCAACCAAUUGAAUAUCAAACUGUUUUUAAUAUUUCAUUUAGCUCACUAAAUUUGUUUUUUUCUUUCUUUUUUUAUGCAUUUCACUUAGCUAUUGAAUUAUAGAGUCGUAUUUAUUAAUAUUUUAUCGUAUUUUAAAUCUACGAAGUACAAUCAUUAUAAAUAUACAUUGGAUUUAUUAAUAGUUUUGAAAGGGAAUUGUUUCUUUGACAGUAACAUGUUGUUUCAAGUGAUAAUAUAUUUAAAAAAGGAUGUUGACAGACAAUAAAGUGAUCCUACAAGGGUUCCGAUUUUUUCCUACCUUAAAAACGAAUAAGAAAAAAAAUACUUGUGAAAUAGAUUCUGGCCUAUAUGGUCUUAUAGAAUCACUUUGUUGUCCGUCCGUCUGUCUUUCAACACUCUUUUUCUCAAGGACGCCAAGAUAUCAAACUGGAAUUUAUAUUUCAUGAAAAUUAAUCAAAGUUUUUAAACGUUGUAGUCAAGUGAAAUGCAUUUUGUAAUAACGAUCUGAUUUGAAUCAAUUAAUUGUACUUAAUGGUUAAUUUGCGCUCGUGUUGUAACUAAAUUUUGAACAAAUUCCUUAAAAUAAGUUUCGCUUUUUGUUAUUGGAAGUUAUAAGACUGAGAUGAACUAAGCUAUUUUUUUUUCUGUUUAAACUAUUCCAAUCUGAUUUAAGUUCUUUGUGAAGGCGACAUAAUAAUACAUCUUAAGUUCUUUAUUUUAUUAAUCUUAAAAUAAAACUUGCCAUAAAUUUGAACUUGAAAGUUGAAAACAUGAGAAAUAUCAUUAAAAUACUUGUAGUAAAACGUAUUUUUGUCUCUGGUCAAGAAAGAGACGAAAAUAUGUUUUUAUUCAUUUGUGUUGACUAUGAAAAAAGUACGGCAUAAAACUGACUAAAGUUUGACGCAAAGAGGUUACCAACCUUUUUCCAAUAAUACGAUACUCAUAGAAAAAACAACAAAAAACCUUUUUUUUUUCUUUAUUUAAGUUGAAAUAUUUUUUAGGUUGGUUACAUAUCAGUUAAUGUACAUCUGUAAUGUAUAUUGACGUAAAAUUAAAAAAUAUUGUUUGCAAAACAUCACAAUCUAGUCACCAAACACAAAUGUAACGAAGAUAUGUGAAUAAAAAUGAUUGACAGAU
Molecule: messenger RNA, 2809 nt
Organism: Papilio xuthus (Asian swallowtail)
Lineage: Eukaryota; Metazoa; Arthropoda; Insecta; Lepidoptera; Papilionidae
Product: transmembrane protein 39A
Exons: 8
Coding region: 139-1683 (514 amino acids)
Cellular component (GO): membrane
Source: RefSeq, a predicted model, not a curated record